Messenger RNA from Teleopsis dalmanni, 2898 nucleotides. RefSeq lists its product as uncharacterized. Lineage: Eukaryota; Metazoa; Arthropoda; Insecta; Diptera; Diopsidae. Gene Ontology annotation, biological process: DNA integration. Gene Ontology annotation, molecular function: nucleic acid binding. The transcript is spliced from 2 exons. The record is from RefSeq and is a predicted model, not a curated record. The coding region runs from base 1 to 2898 and encodes 965 amino acids.
AUGCCGAUGCCGAAAGCCAUCGAAUUUGCAGAUCCUGAAUUCAAUGUCCCAGGAAAAAUCGAUGCACUAUUGGGAACGGAAGUAUUUUUCGCGUUAUUGUUCUCUGGUCGUGAAUCAUCAAGCAUGUCAUCUUCAGAUUACCGAAGUUUUUGCACAACAUUCCAAACACUAAACUCUAAUGUUGAACGUCUGUGGAAAUUGGAGGAUGUUACUACCCAACCUUCGAAAUUCACCAUUGAGCAACAACAAUGUGAAAAGCAUUUUGUAGAGAAUGUACAGGUAAAUGCCGAAAAUCGAAUAAUAGUACGUUUUCCAUUUAAAACCAAUCCCGAUGCUCUCGGUAACUCUAGUGACAUAGCGUUGCAGAGAUUUUAUUGGAUGGAACUAAAAUUGAAUAAAAAUCCAUCAUUGAAAAAGGAUUACGCAUUGUUUUUAAAGGAAUAUGAAAAUCUAGGUCAUAUGUCCCGGAUUAUGUCUCCUGAUCUGAGUCGUGCUCACUAUUUCAUUCCACAUCAUUACGUGUUGAAACCAACUAGUGAGACCACGAAAUUGAGAGUAGUAUUUGACGCGUCAUGUCGCUCAGCAUCACAAGUAACACUAAAUGACUUACUGAUGGUCGGACCAACAAUACAAAAUGAUUUAUUUGUUACACUAAUUCGUUUUCGGAAACAUCAGUAUGGGUUAAUGGCAGACAUAAAUAAAAUGUACCGUCAAGUGUUGCUUCAUCCAGAUGAUAGGCGGUUCCAACUAAUACUAUGGCGAGAAAAUGAACACAAACCAAUCUCAACGUAUAUGCUUAACACCGUCACAUACGGCACAUCAGCGGCUCCACACCUUGCAAUACGAAGUCUCCAGUAUACUGCUGAAAAUUAUCAUCAGGCGCAUGAACUAGGAAAGGCCGUUAUUCUAAACGACUUUUACGUUGACGAUAUGGUCACCGGAGAGGACGAUUUGGCAACAUUGAUGCAAAUAAAAGAAGAAGUUUCUGAAAUAUUAAGUCACUUUGGGAUGGAAUUGUGUAAGUGGCAUUGUAGUCAUUGUAACUUAAAUGCAACGUUGGAACGCGACCUUCAGCUGAAUGAAGACACAACCAGUGCUCUCGGAGUAAAAUGGAGACCAGAUACAGAUGUAUUUAUGUUCUCGUUUAAACCUAAAAAAUUGGUAAGCGUUACUACUAAAAGAUCGAUUCUAUCAUUUACAGCUUCAUUUUUCGAUCCGUUGGGCCUAAUCAAUCCAAUCAUUGUAGUACCAAGAAUCAUAUUACAACAGCUGUGGGUACAAAAUAUUUCUUGGGAUGAAGGCAUUCCAGAGAUUUUAGCAAGUAAAUUUAAGGAUUUCAUUGAUGAUUUGCAACAUUUACCACUGCUACAUAUUCCUCGUUUUGUACGAAUGUCUAACACAAUUGAAGUACAAGUUCACGGCUUCUGUGAUGCAUCUGUAAAGGCGUACGGUUGCUGCCUAUACAUGAGAUGUAAGGAUUCAUUGGGAACCAUAUGCGUAAACUUACUUACUUCAAAAUCAAGAUUAGCUCCUACGAAAACAUGUGCUUUGCCACGACUAGAACUCUGUUCAGCUCAAUUAUUAACGAAAUUAUGGGCAAAGGUACAACCGCAUUUAUCGUUUGAAAUAUCAGAAGUCCAUUUCUGGUCCGAUUCACAAAUCACACUUCAUUGGAUUCGCUCUGAAUCAUCAACACUAUCCGUUUUCGUUGCAAAUAAUCCGGCAGACGUCAUUUCGCGUGGGUGUUCGGUGCACACAUUGCAGUCAUCCAUAUGGUUUCACGGGCCAACAUUUCUCCAAAACGACAUUAAUGAAUGGCCUCUGCACUCAUCAGUGGAAUUACAGACCACACAUCUUAAUCUGGAACGCAAGAAAACGUGUCUGAUUAUUAAACAAAGGAAACCAUCAUAUAUUAUCGAACAAAUUUAUUAUUAUGGUAAUUAUCUUAAAUGUGUGCGUACAUUUUCCUACGUGUUACAUGUCAUUCAACCACGAUCAAGAAAUACUGAUGUACUCAAGGCUAGCGAAUUAAAAAAUGCUCUAUAUCAUAUUGUUUGGGCUAUUCAACAGCACCAUUUUGCUAGAGAAAUUACAUUGCUGAAAACAAAAAGGCCAAUUAAGGGUCAACUAGUUAACUUAUGUCCGUUUCUCGAACAGUUUGGGAACUUGUUGUUAUUACGCGUUGGUGGCCGUCUGAUGAAUGCAGAUGUAUCUUUUGAAGUGAAGCAUCCUCUAUUAUUGCCAAAGGCGGACACAUUCGUAGUCUCAUUAGCGACACACAUACACCGCUCGAAUUUUCAUGCCGGACCGCGAGCCUUAACAACACUCAUUCAACAAGAAUUUUGGGUCAUAAAUUGCAAGUCUUUAGCAACUCAGGUAGUUCGUAACUGUAUUCACUGCAUCAAAUAUAAACCGAAAUUGUUAGAGCAAGUAGUGGGUAAUCUUCCUAAAGAACGAGUCACAGAAUGCUUGCCGUUUCAUGUUACUGGAGUCGAUUUUGCCGGACCAAUACCCACAUAUUUAAAGAUAAGAGGCAAGCGACCAUAUAAAUCUUAUAUUGCUGUGUUUGUAUGCUUUGCAAGUAAAGCGGUGCAUUUGGAGGCUGUAACAGAAUUAUCUGCAGACGCAUUCAUAUCAGCGUUAAAACGAUUCGUUGGUCGUCGAGGUGUGCCUAUGAAGAUAUUUUGCGACAACGCAACAAAUUUCGUUGGUGCAGAUAACAAGCUCAGAGAGUUCCGCAAUUUCUUUAAUAAACAAUGUACAAUUAAUAACAUCACGUCACAUUGCGCAAAUUUACGUAUUGACUUUUCCUUUAUACCGCCAAGGGCACCUCACUUCGGAGGACUCUGGGAAGCUGCGGUCAAAAUUGCAAAAUCACACUUGUACAAAACCCUAUGA